This is a messenger RNA of Epinephelus fuscoguttatus (brown-marbled grouper), 3047 nucleotides long. RefSeq names its product potassium channel subfamily K member 13 (gene kcnk20). NCBI's taxonomy places the organism in Eukaryota, Metazoa, Chordata, Actinopteri, Perciformes, Serranidae. The record is from RefSeq and is a predicted model, not a curated record. Gene Ontology annotation, molecular function: potassium ion leak channel activity. Gene Ontology annotation, cellular component: membrane. Gene Ontology annotation, biological process: stabilization of membrane potential; potassium ion transmembrane transport. The transcript is spliced from 4 exons.
AUGGGCAUAGUUGAGGUAAAAGUAAUCACAAUAACUGAAGUGUCCUACAUAUUUUGUUGUUGUUGCUGCCAAAUGAAUUCCAUAUGAGUUAACAAGGAAACUGCUCGUUUCUACCUGCUCUGUUUACUCAUUGCUCUUUACAUGCUGGCUGGCGCUGCCAUAUUUUCUUCCUUGGAGAGACCAGCGGAGCUAAAGGCCCACCAGCUCUGGGAAAGGAGGCUAAGAGACUUCAGUCAUGAGCAUAACGUAAGUUGUGAAGACCUGAAAUCUCUGUUGCGCUACUAUGAGGAAGCUAGGACUGCAGGUAUCCGGGCAGAUCGAGGCAGAGCCCUAUGGGACAUCCCAGGAGCAUUUUACUUCGUGGGAACUGUAGUCUCCACCAUUGGGUUUGGAGUGACGGCCCCAUCCACUGUGACUGGGAAGGUCUUGCUUGUUUUCUAUGGGUUGCUGGGCUGCUCUGCGACCAUACUCUUCUUUAACCUCUUUCUGGAGAGAGUCAUAACAUUACUGAGCUUCCUGAUAUUCUGGUGCCACAGAGGGAGACCUGGACACAGCGGAUUGGAGGGCCGAACCGGUGAAGAAAACAGGAAUGAAGAGUGGAAACUAUCUGUGUAUCAAGUCACACUCAUCCUCUUUUUUGCCGUCCUGUUGGUUGCAUGCGGGGCUGCCUUUCUCUAUUCAGUCAUGGAGGGCUGGACUUACAUGGAGUCCCUCUACUUCUGCUUCGUGGCGUUCAGCACAGUGGGCUUUGGGGACUUUGUUAGUGGACAGAGAGAGCACCAUGAGGACACCUGGGCGUACCAGGUUGCAAACUGUCUCUUGAUGCUCUUGGGGGUGUGCUGCACUUAUUCCCUCUUCAACACCAUCUCUGUUAUCAUCAAACAGGGACUGAACUGGAUGCUUACGACACUGGCCUGGAUGUAUAGCAGUAUCUGCCACUAUAGGCUGCAGUUCAGACCACUGUUCAAACUCUGUUUUUCUGACUCUGAGCCACCUAUAUGUUGUUAUGAGGAUGACACUCUGCAUAGACAGCAGGCGCAAGCAGCUUCAAGUUUAGGCCACGGCAUGCUGUGGCACAGCUGUGUUCCCAAUGCUAAAUGCCUUUGUGGUGAGGCUCAAGUGGAAACAGUGUGCUGCAGAGAGAUAGACAGAGGAAUUUCUGCAAAACAAGAACAGGAUAAUUGUUUAUAUGAAAGUAGUAUAAUCUAUGCUAGACCACUGCCUACUUGACUGAAUUAAACAACCCAAUCACAACAAAAAAAUUAAAAAAACACAGAUACAUUACAUUUGCGUAUUAUUAGAUAGUGGACGUAAUGCGUUGACACUUACGAUUCAACAAUGCUGUGGUUAACAUUAGGUUAGGUUUAGGCACAAAAACCACUUGGUUAUGGUGAGGAAAUGAUCAUUUUUGCCUUUCAUGCCUAAAAAACUCCUGGAAAAGCAGCAAUGAGUUUCUAUAAAAUAGCCAAAUUUGGUACUUAAGAAGUUGCUGGAAAAACAGUGACAAGUCACUAAAUGGAUGAUGCCUAAAAAAACUGCUGGGAACAUAGCAGUGACUGGUGAAAUCACGAUUUUGUUUUUUGCUGGUCUCAAACAGGAGUCUGCAGCUCGGCAGGAGUCACAUCAUCCACCAUGCCCUCCACCUCAAGAUGACAAAGUCAGCUCACAUACUACAUCACUUCAGAAAAAUACAGUGCUAACAUUUAUUUCUUGCGGCUGGGCUGAAUUAAAAUAUUCCUGAAAAUAUUGCCAGUAAACACAGCAAUAGUAGUGUAGUCGUAGUUUUCUUUAGUUUUCAAAAGGUUAAUACGUUGUGAAUGUUCUCAGAUGAUUGGGAUACAAGAUGCACUUUGCAACCUUAGCAUCCCUCUCUCCCCCUCCAUCUAGGUGAUCUCUCCUCACUCGCAAUUCCACAACAUUUUAAGACUACCAUAUUCAGUUCAGUUCAGUUCAGUUCAGUUUUAUUGUUAAUGUCCCAAAGGGCAAAUUAGGUUGCAGCGGCAUAGAGGCACAAAAACACACACAUAAAAACAUGGUAAGACAGUGCAUAACAUGGAGACAAUACAAGUAACAUGCAGCAGCUACCGAGCAGUAUGCUAGCACACACCAAGUCAACAAGACUGCCAGCUGACUCCCAUUAAUAAUUAUACUAAAUAAGCUAGAAUAAGCUAAAAAAUAGUAAAUAUGAUACAAGUUCUGGGCAGUGGCCAGGAAAGUGCACAGAGUACCAAUAUGACACACAGUGUCUGAUAAAGUGCAAUCUCUCAAAGGAGCAAUCAAGAAAAAGUGCCAGUAAAUACAUUAUAAUGAUAACAACAACAAACAACAAUGAGUUAUUUAAGACAACAGGCAGCCACAGCUAUGAGCGGCAUUACUUCCUUCCCUCAGCAGCAUUCAAUGCUCGGAAUGAGACAGGAAUACAGGAGUAUUUGUACCUGUCUUUAGUGGCCUGUGGGACACACAAGCGAAGGCCGGAUGGAAGGAGCCUAUACUCAGAAUUGAGUGGGUGAUUCGACUAGACAGACAAAAACAAAUUAUCAGUAAACCAAUGGCUAAAUCAGUUGAUGGACUGGAUAGCAACCGUAAAAGCUAACCUGAACUUGCUCACUUCAUGCUCCCAGUACCAAUAUGACAGCUUAAGUUUGUUUUGUGUUGUUUGUGUCAUAAUGUCUCUUUUUUUUGUUUUGUAAAUACUUUUGUUCUGUUAAUAUGUUUGUGCACUUUGCUUUUCUUCACCAUUUAAGUGUAUAGGUUUAUUUCAUUUCAAGGUGCCAAGGGGACAUUUAUCACGAUCGUACGAAUAUGACAACUUCAACUGCAACUUUAACUAUCAUCCUGCAGGAGACAGACAAUAAAAACACAGAUAACAUGGACAGAGUGAUGACAAUGACCUGCAGGCUUCUGUCAAAGACAUACAAGUAAGGGUAAUAAAAAAAGAGAUUCAGCCUUUGCUGUGUCUUUGUUUUGAGCCUCCCUUAUUGCAGCGUCCUGAAGGAAAGAGACCAAACUCAGUGAUCAGGACAGUUAAGAAUCAAUUCAGCCUUAAC